AUGGCUAGAAAGAACGGAGAAAAUAGCGAAUUCGACUCCUAUGAUUAUAUACCAAUCACAGAAUAUGAGAAACAAGCGAUGUCCGAGCGACCUUCUAGGACGCUACAAUCAAAAGUUGCCAUUGUCACUGGAGCUGGGGCUCUAGGCUACUCGAUAGGCAAUGGGCGAGCAACUGCGAUCAUGCUCGCGGAAAUUGGCGCAAACGAAGCCUCCGCAAAACGUACCGUCCAAAUAAUUGAAUAUCUCCAGCUUCCUGGGCGGGCGGUAGUUGGCGUUGCCGACAUCACCAAGCUGGAUGAUUGCGAAGCCGUCGUUCAGCUUGCGAAGACUGAAUUUGGUCGCCUCGACGUACUCGUGAAUAAUGUUGGUAUCCAUGGUGCAAAAGGCAACUCUGUGGAUGUGGAUAUGACGCAAUGGGCAAUUGCAGCCCAAAUCAAUGUGACAAGUAUGAUCUCCAUGGCUAAGUUCGCCAUUCCGGUCAUGUUGGAGAAACAACGUGACACAGACACUCGUGAACUAGGUAGCAUUAUUAAUGUUGCUAGCGUCAAUGGCAUCCGAGGUGGAUCCCCAGACAUUAUCCACCCUACGACAAAAGGUGCAAUUGUAAAUAUGACGAGGGCAAUGUCCACGCACCACGGGAGUAGCGGCAUUCAAGUGAAUUGUGUCUGCCCAGGGGCAGUGUAUACACCAAUGGUUGGAGGAAUCGAGGGCGUUAUGAGCGAUAUUAUCCGGGAGAGCAGAAAAAAGAGAAGUAUCCUUGGAACUGAAGGAUCAGGUUGGGAUGUUGGCGCUGCAAUUCGUUUUCUUGCUAGUAGCGAAGCAUCAUGGAUUACAGGAGUUAUACUUCCAGUAGAUGCAGGAGCAACAGCUGCGGUAGGAGUCGGUCACAACAUGGGCCAUUGA
Molecule: messenger RNA, 903 nt
Organism: Exophiala aquamarina CBS 119918
Lineage: Eukaryota; Fungi; Ascomycota; Eurotiomycetes; Chaetothyriales; Herpotrichiellaceae
Exons: 4
Coding region: 1-903 (300 amino acids)
Molecular function (GO): oxidoreductase activity, acting on the CH-OH group of donors, NAD or NADP as acceptor
Source: RefSeq, a predicted model, not a curated record